Messenger RNA from Talaromyces rugulosus, 1515 nucleotides. RefSeq lists its product as uncharacterized. Gene Ontology annotation, molecular function: ATP binding; tetrahydrofolylpolyglutamate synthase activity. The record is from RefSeq and is a predicted model, not a curated record. The coding region runs from base 1 to 1515 and encodes 504 amino acids. Gene Ontology annotation, cellular component: cytosol; cytoplasm; mitochondrion. Gene Ontology annotation, biological process: tetrahydrofolylpolyglutamate biosynthetic process. NCBI's taxonomy places the organism in Eukaryota, Fungi, Ascomycota, Eurotiomycetes, Eurotiales, Trichocomaceae. The transcript is spliced from 3 exons.
AUGGCGGGGCGAACAUACGAUGAUGCCAUAGUGGCGCUGAAUUCCCUGCAGUCGAAUUUUGCCAUUGUCGAUGCGAUUAAGAAGUCUGGGGGUGCCAAAAACCAGCAGGCGAUUCCGGAGAUGAUUGAAUGGUGCCAAAAGCUGGGAUACGAGCCCUCCGAUUUCAACCGUCUCAAUCCGAUUCAUAUUGCCGGUACAAAAGGAAAAGGCUCGACGUCUGCCUUCGUUUCGUCCAUCUUGACGCAAUACAUUUCAUCGACAGAUAGUGCUUUAACUAUAGUCCGCAAAGUCGGUCUGUUCACUUCGCCUCAUCUGCGGUUUGCUAGGGAGCGUAUCAAAAUCAACAAUACACCACUAUCCGAAGAACAAUUUGCGAGAUACUUUUUUGAGACAUGGGAUCGUUUGGAACAGUCGGCGCGUGCGGCAGGCAUAGACCCUUCGACCCCUGGAACGAAGCCAGUUUAUUUUCGCUUCCUCACGCUCAUGGCUUUCCAUACCUAUAUAAGCGAAGGCGUUGAUGCGGCUGUGAUUGAGUGCGGUAUUGGCGGGGAAUACGAUUCGACAAAUAUUAUCGUGCAGCCGGCAGUCAGUGGCAUCACGAGCCUCGGUAUUGAUCACGUCGGUUUGCUGGGCUCGACCAUAGAGGAAAUCGCAUGGCAUAAAGGUGGAGUCAUGAAACCCGGGGCGAAAGCUUUCACUGCGCCCCAGCCUGAAAGUGCCUUGGACGUCCUAUAUAAAAGAGCCCAAGAGAGGGGCACUGAGUUGAUUGUUGCCAACAAUCAUCCCGAGCUGAAGAAAGGCAGUCCAUUAAAACUUGGCCUAGAUGGUGACUUUCAGUACAUGAAUGCAAAUGUUGCGGUUGGGGUUGCUUCUGAAUUCCUCAGUCACCGCGGCGUCGAGGGUAUACCCUCGUAUAUUACGACUGAACCGCUACCAGAGAAGUUUCGAAAGGGCCUGGAAGCCACGAGACUAGGUGGGCGGUGUGAAACACGCCAAGAAAAGAAGGUUUCUUGGUACAUUGAUGGGGGUCAUACUCUCGAGAGCAUUCGUCUUUCCAGUGAAUGGUUUGCCUCACAAUUGGUAUCGGAUAUUGGAGCACAACAGCCGCGAGUCCUGAUUUUCAACCAGCAGACUCGAGAUAGUGUGGCACUCGCUCGUGCUUUGUAUCAGACCUUGGCCGAAAGUCUUGGUGCCGAGCAGCCUUUCACACAUGCUAUAUUCUGCACCAAUGUCACCUACAAACAGGCAGGAUAUCGUCCUGAUCUCGUGAGCGUCAAUACUAAUGCGUCGGACGUGGCAAGUCUAAGCGUUCAGAAGACACUCGCUGCAUCGUGGCAAGAGAUUGAUCCCAAAGCCGAGACAUUGGUUUUUGCCACGAUCGAGGAAGCCGUGGAAUUUGUCCGAGACCUUGCUGAGAAACAGGGCUCUCAAGAGGGCACAAUCAAGACACUGGUGACUGGCAGCCUGCACCUUGUGGGAGGCUUCCUCGAUGUUCUCGAAACCAAGACCGAGUAG